Messenger RNA from Parasteatoda tepidariorum (common house spider), 525 nucleotides. The record is from RefSeq and is a predicted model, not a curated record. Lineage: Eukaryota; Metazoa; Arthropoda; Arachnida; Araneae; Theridiidae.
AUGAUGUAUGUUUUGUUUGCAUUAAGUGUACUAUUAGUUAUGGGGUUUGUAGGUUUUUCUUCUAAGCCUUCUCCUAUCUAUGGGGGUUUGGCGUUGGUUAUUAGUGGUGUUGUUGGUUGUGUAAUUACUUUAAGUUGUGGAGGGGCUUAUAUGGGUUUAAUGAUGCUUUUAGUUUAUUUGGGAGGUAUAAUAGUUGUUUUUGGUUAUACUACAGCAAUAGCUAUUGAAGAGUACCCUGAGACAUGGGGUUCAGGGCUUGAGGUAUUCGGGAUUUUUUUAAUGGGGUUGGUGAUGGAAGUGGGGUUGGUUUUAUGGGUUUUAGACUUGGGUGAGGUAGUGGUAGUUAGUUUUAAUGAUAUGGGUGAUUGAGUGAUUUUUGAGGGAGAGGGGUCAGGGUUAGUUCGGGGCGAUUCUAUUGGUGCGGGUGCUUUGUAUGAUUAUGGGCGUUGAUUGGUGGUGGUUGCUGGUUGGACGUUGUUUGUUGGUGUGUAUAUUGUGAUUGAGAUUACUCGGGGUAACAGGUGA